CUGCCAGCCCCCCGAGGUGCCGCCUCACCCGCUCCGCAUGUGGCAACGCUGCUGGCUAAUCACUAGUAUUUUUUUUAAUUUUGAACCUCCACUCUUCUCCCAAAGCAGUGCCUCAAGUUUAACCAAAAAGACAAGACUAAUAAAUUAAUAUAUGCGAAUGUGCUGACAGUGUUUGUAUAUUAAGAGACAAGAGAGAAUACACACUACCCUCCCCACCCUGCGCCCCAGGAGCCGGACACUGUUCCUGCUCCUGGCUGCGCCAAUCCCGCCGCUGCUCGCACACGGCGCGGCCGAGCCGGACACCAAGAAAACAGUUCCCCGUUUGGAUCUAACCACUUAGCACUCUUUUGUAAUUAACCUGCCGGCUUCAGCCCCUGCACCCCAAAGGAGGAGACUGCCUUGGCCCUGUGGUGCACCCCAUUGCAACCAAUGUGCCAGAGGAGGACAUCACCAGCUCCUCGGCACUGGACAGCCAGACACACCACACCAGCCCUGAAGCUGCUGCCUGGACCCCUUCCACGCGCCCUCAGUGCAGCGAGGAGGGGGCUCUGCACCCCAGCCCCCCGAGCUGCCCCAUCUCCCUGCCUUGGCCUCCUGGCACGUCCCCACCACCCCGCCGCAGAGCCGGUGCCCUGACCGUAAGUGCCGCGCUGGCGCUGCCCGGUGCUUCCGCGCCGUGUGGGGGGACCUGCCUCCGCUCGCCACUUCGCCCGCCGAGGGGCUUCGCUGCGUGCCUGCCUCCGCCAGCCCACCCGCUCACCCGUCCUCCGGGACGCGCCCGCCGCGGUCGGCCGGUCUGUCAGUCUCUCCGUGUAUCUGGGAAGUGCUUCUGCUCGAGGUUGAUUUCCUCACACUCCUGUGGCUCCGUGACCCAUUGGCAGGUGUCUGCCAGAGCCCGCACCCCAGCCUGGGUCUGCGCAGCUCCUGCCCCCAGAAUGCCCCAGAGCCGUGGGGGUUUUCCUGACCCUCACUAAGGGUAUGAGGGCCAUGGGACCCCUGCAGCACAGGGUGGGCCAUGGGAUGCUGUAGCAGCCUGGCACACACUCUUGUUAGAAAUAGGCAGAUUUCUGUAAAAACAGCUUCCUUUUCCUUCUUCGCGGUAAUUCCGUCUCCCUGGUUCAUCCCCAUGCCGGCGCUAACGCGCUCUCUCUCUGGCAGACGUCUUUUUCCAGUCCCAACAAAGACCUCCCAGUGCCGCUGGGUGAGCUCCUGAGCUGGGUCUCCGACAUCAGCAGGUCGUGGAUGGGCUCGAGGGGAGCCCCAGAGGCGGCAGCUGCUCGGCCGUGCCCACCUGCACAGUGUGGCUGGAUGUCCAUACCACUUCCCCUCAUCGCCGCCAUGGAGCCCGUCCCCCGCCCUGAGGCCGGUGGGACUGCACCUGAGGACACAGGGACGUUCUCCCUCACCCUUUGCACUUGCCAGAGUCCCCUGCCAGAGACUGAGGCCAUGGUGCCCGAGCAGCCAAUGGCCCAAGAAGCACCCACAGGGUCACCCGGCCCCCACUCGCCCCACACACUCCUUCCUCCCUGGGGAUGGCCUCCUGGUGUGGUGUCGGGCUCACUGCGGAUCUCCAAAACAUCUCCUCCUCCUCCCCUGCUCUCAUCUACCACCUGUAAAUCCUGUCAUGUUACCCUCUGCCUCUGGUGUCAUUAUUGCUCUCAUGACCCCCUUUGGCUUUGCAUGAGGUGCCACUGCACGCAGCUCCAGGACCGUCCCCACUCCCAGGGCCUCCCACACCCCGACCAUCACUCAUCGGGACAGUGGGGGUCCAUGGAUUACCCAAACACAUCUCUUUUUGGGGGCAAAACACUAAACUUGUACAUACCACGAAGUGUCUGUAAAAGGAGCAGUGCGGACCCAGGGCUCCCCUGCAAGGGCAGUAAAAGAGAAUCCUCUGAAACCAGCCAGCAGCUCUGCGUGAUCUGUUUGCCCCUUGGCCUUGCCACCCUGACGGUGGGCUCCCUUUGCCUCCUGCAGCUUCAUGCCACGGGCUGUAUGGGCUGCUGCAGGUCGUGGUGAAGUGUGUCAGGGUGC
Haemorhous mexicanus (house finch) is the source of this 2034-nucleotide messenger RNA. RefSeq lists its product as uncharacterized. The record is from RefSeq and is a predicted model, not a curated record. The coding region runs from base 1243 to 2019 and encodes 258 amino acids. Lineage: Eukaryota; Metazoa; Chordata; Aves; Passeriformes; Fringillidae. The transcript is spliced from 2 exons.